Molecule: messenger RNA, 630 nt
Organism: Dipodomys spectabilis (banner-tailed kangaroo rat)
Lineage: Eukaryota; Metazoa; Chordata; Mammalia; Rodentia; Heteromyidae
Product: type 2 lactosamine alpha-2,3-sialyltransferase-like
Exons: 5
Coding region: 1-597 (198 amino acids)
Biological process (GO): glycolipid biosynthetic process
Molecular function (GO): beta-galactoside alpha-2,3-sialyltransferase activity
Source: RefSeq, a predicted model, not a curated record
AUGGUUACACUCAGGGGCUGCAACCUGGGAAGGAAGCAAUGUGUUUUACUAUUUAUUCAUUAUACUCCCAUUUAUUUUCUAGCGGAAUAUUUUCGACUUGCUCUUUCAAAAUUGCAGAGUUGUGAUCUCUUUGAUGAGUCUGACAAUGUGCCGUGUAUAAAGUGUGUGGUGGUUGGUAAUGGAGGAGUUUUGAACAAGACAUUAGGAGAAAAAAUAGACUUCUAUGAUGUAAUUAUAAGAAUGAAUAAUGGUCCUGUUUUAGGGCAUGAAGAGGAAGUUGGGAGAAGGACAACCUUCAGACUAUUUUAUCCAGAAUCUGUUUUUUCAGACCUCAAUCACAAUGAUCCCAACACCACAGCGAUUCUUGUUGCUUUUAAGCCACUUGAUUUAAAGUGGCUGAUGGAAUUGUUGGCAGGUGGAAAAAUAAAUACCAAUGGUUUUUGGAAGAAACCAACCUUACACUUAAUCUAUAAGCCAUAUCAAAUCAGAAUAUUAGAUCCUUUCAUUAUCAGGACAGCUGCUUAUGAACUGCUUCAUUUUCCAAAAACAUUUCCCAAAAAUCAGGUAUGUAUGUCUAUUUCCAUUAUUUCAAACUGAAGAUCCAGCUGGAAUAGCAUAGAGACUUUGCUG